Messenger RNA from Camelina sativa (false flax), 1843 nucleotides. Its product is annotated as ubiquitin receptor RAD23c. Lineage: Eukaryota; Viridiplantae; Streptophyta; Magnoliopsida; Brassicales; Brassicaceae. The record is from RefSeq and is a predicted model, not a curated record. Gene Ontology annotation, molecular function: polyubiquitin modification-dependent protein binding; ubiquitin binding; proteasome binding. Gene Ontology annotation, cellular component: nucleoplasm; cytosol. Gene Ontology annotation, biological process: nucleotide-excision repair; proteasome-mediated ubiquitin-dependent protein catabolic process.
CUGUCUUUUAAUAUUCAAGAGUCAUAUUGGGCUUAUCUAUUGACGACGGACGGUAGUCAGGAAACUGUCAAGACGACGUGGCGUAUUUUCAUUGGAUUGAGAACGGCUGACUUGGCAUAGUUGAAAGCAGAAGCCAUGUGCUUCGGGCCACAAUCGAGUGAGGAGAUAUCGAGGGAACACGAUCUUCUUCUUUCUCUCUUACCUACUCGCUUUCUCUCUCACUUCGCCGGCGGCGAUCAAUUCGAACGGAAUUUUUGCCGGAGAAAACGGUCACCACUGGGAGGGGAAUUGUGCCGAUAUGAAGAUAUUUGUGAAAACUCUCAAGGGGACUCACUUUGAGAUCGAAGUUAAACCCGAGGAUUCGGUUGCUGAUGUGAAGAAGAACAUAGAGACUGUACAGGGUGCGGAUGUAUAUCCUGCUGCGAAACUGAUGCUUAUUCACCAAGGUAAAGUUCUUAAAGAUGAGAAAACAAUUGAGGAGAACAAAGUUGCUGAGAACAGUUUUAUUGUCAUUAUGAUGGCCAAGAGUAAACCUGCUUCAACUGGAGCAUCUAGUGCAUCUGCUGGCACACCGCAGGCCAAGUCAAUACCACCCUCAACAUCACAGCCUUCAGUUUCUACUCAGACCGCUGCUUCUGUAGCAACACCAGUGGACCCUGCACCGACACGUCCGCCACCACCUGCACCGACACCGCUGCCCACACCUGCAACUGAAACUGUGAAUGUACCUGAACCUGUGCCUGUAGCUGUAACUGAACCUGUGCCCGCAAGCACUCCUGCAGCAGACUCGGCUCCUGUGGGAAGUCAAGGUGAUAUUUACGGACAAGCAGCAUCAAAUCUAGCCGCUGGAAGUAAUUUAGACAGUACCAUUCAGCAAAUUCUUGACAUGGGUGGAGGAACCUGGGAUCGUGACACUGUUGUUCGUGCACUCCGUGCUGCAUUUAAUAACCCUGAAAGAGCUGUGGAAUAUCUUUACUCUGGGAUCCCUGAGCAAGCUGAAGUUCCAGCAGUUUUCCGUGCUCCAGCUAGUGGUGGACAGCCAGCAAAUCCUCCAGCACAGACUCAGCAACCCGCAGCAGCACCCGCAAGUGGUCCUACUGCAAAUCCGUUAGAUCUCUUCCCACAGGGCUUGCCAAAUGUUGGCGGAAAUCCUGGUGCCGGAACACUUGAUUUCCUGCGCAACAGCCAACAGUUCCAAGCUCUGCGAGCGAUGGUGCAAGCAAAUCCUCAAGUUCUGCAGCCUAUGCUUCAGGAACUGGGAAAGCAAAACCCAAACUUGAUGCGGUUGAUUCAAGAUCACCAGGCUGACUUCUUACGCUUAAUAAAUGAACCUGUUGAAGGAGGUGGUGAGAGUGGCAAUAUCCUUGGCCAAUUGGCGGCGGAGAUGCCACAGCCACAAGCGAUUCAAGUCACACCUGAGGAACGCGAAGCAAUUGAACGGCUUGAAGCAAUGGGAUUCGAGAGAGCACUAGUAUUGGAAGUGUUCUUUGCGUGCAACAAGAACGAAGAGUUGGCUGCAAACUAUCUUUUAGAUCACAUGCAUGAGUUCGAGGAAUAAGCUUCUACAGUAAAACUUACCUUUCUCUAUUCUUGUCAAUGGUCCAUAUGUUUACCUAUAUAUAUAUUUGUGGGAUGCCAAAUUUGAACCAGAGACGACAUUUCCUUGGAUCUCCGUCACUUUGUCUAUGCUCAUGGCUCAGUUCUCAGUUUAAAAUGGAGCUUCUCUGCUCUUUCUUUGUAUUGUCUUUGAUCGUCGUUAGUCCCUACUUUUACAAAAUUGUAAUGUUUAGUAUAUGUAUCUAAAUAGUAACAAUAUAUAUAAAAUUAAUGUAAGUUAUCCUCA